Molecule: messenger RNA, 1467 nt
Organism: Silurus meridionalis
Lineage: Eukaryota; Metazoa; Chordata; Actinopteri; Siluriformes; Siluridae
Gene: cbx3b
Product: chromobox homolog 3b
Exons: 5
Coding region: 240-830 (196 amino acids)
Biological process (GO): negative regulation of transcription by RNA polymerase II; chromatin organization
Cellular component (GO): pericentric heterochromatin; nucleus
Molecular function (GO): chromatin binding
Source: RefSeq, a predicted model, not a curated record
UCCUCCUUCUUCACUUCCGGUGCGUCUGCUUUACUGCCAUUUUUAAUUUAACUCUUUCAUGUAAAGUUUGUAAACACAACAAAGCUCCUACAGGAUCUGAUGAUCACCUUCGCCCAAAGCACAUCACACGUAUGAUCGCUAGCAGUGAUUACAAACGAGAGUCGGUAGAGGACGAGUGCGGGACUGGGAUCUGUACUGGGAUCUGAACUGGGAGAAGCCUGUAACAUUAUCAGGAAAACAUGAGAAAAAAGCAGAAUGUGAAAAACAGGAAAGCAGAAGAGACAACAGUUGUACAGGAGUUUGCUGUGGAAAAAAUAAUUCAUCGAAGAGUCAACAAUGGAAAAGUGGAAUACUACCUGAAGUGGAAAGGCUUCACAGAUGCUGAAAACACUUGGGAGCCAGAAGACAAUCUGGACUGCCCAGAGCUGAUUGAAGAGUUUCUUAGAAACUUAGAUGUCUCAGGUGAGACAGAAAGAACAGACGUUUUCCCUGUGGAUUCUAUUAUUCAGCCCAAAGAAGAACAGACAGAGCUGGAUGCUAAUCUUGUAAGUCAACAUCAGCAGCACUCUGAAAGAGAGCAGACAGAGUGUGAGACUGGGGAAUCUGCAGACCACAACACUGAGACUACCAACAACCACCCUCGUAUCCAAGAACCAGAACGCAUCAUUGGCUCCACCGACCGGCAAGGAGAGCUCAUGUUCCUCAUCAAAUGGAAAGACACAGAUGAUGUGGCACUGCUGUCGGCCAGGGAGGCCAGUGUAAGAUGGCCCAAGAUGGUUAUUGGUUUCUAUGAGGAUAAACUGAGCUGGCAUGAGGAAGAGGAACAGUGACAAUGAACUGAAAAGCACACGGCAGCUUUUGAAGUUUCCUCUCCACCAUUUCCACUGGGUUUUCAUGUCUGUGAAAAGUCUUGUUGUGAAAGUGUGUAAAUUCCCAGACACUGUGAAACAUGUCGAAGCACACUGAACUGCACUGUAUAGAGUGAUGUCUUGUAACAAGUAUAUUAAAUUAUCUAGAUUAUAGAAUAAAUGGUUGGAUAAUUGGUGCUGUAUUUGAACUGUAGAUCUAAGUACAAAGUGUUACCUAAUUGCUUUAAUGUUUAGCCAGUUUGACUCAACUUUAAGAGACCUAUUGGGGCCACAUAAUGUACUAAUGAAAACUUUAUUAUUAGGAGUAAUCACUGUAACCGUUGGUCUCUGUGUAACUGUUUUAGCACUUCUACUGUGAUUAAGACCAGUGAUCUGUGAAAUUUGUAGUUUUGUUCAUUUGCACAAACAAAUACAAAUGUAGCAUUUUAAGACCAUUUAUUUUCUUUAAAAGCAGUGUGAUAUUUUAUUACAUCUGCACCAGCACAGUGCAUUGUUGAGAAAUGUAGUUUGUCCUUACUAGUUUUUUUCUCUUUUUUGUUCAUUAGUGUACUUUAAUGAGGAGCGAGAAACUUGUGGGUUAAUAAAUGUCCAAAAUUCA